Molecule: messenger RNA, 1804 nt
Organism: Zea mays
Lineage: Eukaryota; Viridiplantae; Streptophyta; Magnoliopsida; Poales; Poaceae
Biological process (GO): positive regulation of ERAD pathway
Molecular function (GO): ubiquitin protein ligase activity
Source: RefSeq, marked provisional
CCCUCUCAUUCCAGAGGACUCCGCGUCGUCAGGCCCGCUUCGCGUGCGACGCCGGCAUAUAGGGUUUCGCCGGCGCCGGCGAUGGACCCACCCCCCGUGAGCCCCGAUCGCUGGGGGCCCAGUCAGGGCGCUGGCGUCGGGCCCUCCGGCCUCCGCCGAUAUGGCCUCAAUUUCUCCGCCUCCAGCCUCCUCCAGGCCCCCAUCGCGGCCCUCCUUGAGUACUCCGGCGUAGUCCAGUCCGGCCCUGCCCUGGCGGCGCACCACCCGUCCGCGGGGCCCUCGUCGCCGUUGUCGGCGUCGGAGGUCGAUGGUCUUCUCUCCGCUGCCGCCGCUGGGGACGGGGAGGUUUCGAUCCGGAUUCAGGGCGGCCCAGGCGACACGGAGGCCACGGGCGGGCCGGAUGCGGGGACCUCGUCCGAGGAUUUGAUCGAGGCGACCGCCGGCUCUGAGGUUGACCAGGCCUCCGCUGCGGGCAGGGGUGCAGGCGCUACGGAUGCGGAGGCAAACGGUGGCGGGGCCGGCACGUCGGGGAACGGGGGCGGGGACCGCGCGUACCAGCGCUACGACGUGCACCACGUUGCGCGGUGGUUCGAACAGAUAUUGCCGUUCUCGCUGCUUCUACUCGUCGUCUUCAUACGGCAGCAUCUUCAAGGUUUCUUUGUCACAAUUUGGAUUGCUGCGGUAAUGUUCAAGUCGAACGAUAUAUUGAGGAAGCAAACUGCCUUGAAGGGCGAGAGAAAAAUAUCUGUACUCAUUGGUAUUACAGUAAUCUUCAUGAUUCAUGUGUUUGGCGUAUAUUGGUGGUACAGGAAUGAUGAUCUUCUCAGACCUUUGUUCAUGCUUCCUCCAAAAGAUAUACCACCAUUCUGGCAUGCGAUUUUUGUCAUCAUGGUCAACGAUACAAUGGUUCGCCAAGCUGCAAUGGCUGUCAAGUGCAUGCUGCUUCUGUACUACAAGAACUGCAGAGGUCGUAACUACCGUAGACAGGGCCAAAUGUUAACCCUUGUGGAGUACCUUCUGCUUCUUUAUCGUGCUUUGUUGCCAACUUCUGUUUGGUAUCGUUUCUUUCUGAACAAGGAAUAUGGGAGUCUCUUCUCAUCUUUAACCACUGGACUGUAUCUGACUUUCAAGUUGACUUCGGUAGUUGAAAAGGUUCAGUCAUUCUUGGCCGCGGUGAAAGCACUGUCACGUAAAGAUGUGCAUUAUGGGUCUUAUGCGACUGCAGAACAGGUACUUGCUGCUGGUGAUAUGUGUGCCAUUUGCCAGGAGAAGAUGCAUGUGCCUGUUCUCCUUCGCUGUAAACAUAUUUUCUGUGAAGACUGUGUUUCCGAAUGGUUCGAGCGAGAGCGGACUUGCCCCUUGUGCAGAGCAUUGGUAAAACCUGCUGAUAUCCGGUCAUUUGGUGAUGGUUCUACAAGUCUAUUCUUCCAGUUGUUCUAGACUGCAAGCGGUAAAAUCCUAACAUAACAAUGGACGAGCUAUUGCAUGAAAACUCGAGUGGAGGUCCUUUUAACGCCAUCAUGUGAAACCAUCUUCCGCAAUGUUGAGAUCAAUGUGAGAAGGUUCAUGACAGUCACGACAGUGCAGUCGUUAUUUGUUUAUAUAUUCAACCAAAUAGUUUACAGAGCUUUUUAGUUGCAACAGAGGCAAAAUGUUUCCAGCAGACUGCUUUCAGAGCCUUUAGAACUCUGCUGGACAAACAAUUUGAUCGUUGAGGUCUGCUGAGCCGACAACCGUAUGCCUCCUGUAAAAUUCUGGUAUUUUUUUUUAAUUUUUUUUUUGCAUAUGUGGGCUUACGUGGGUG